This is a messenger RNA of Ipomoea nil (Japanese morning glory), 1388 nucleotides long. Its product is annotated as phosphatidylinositol-glycan biosynthesis class X protein. The record is from RefSeq and is a predicted model, not a curated record. Gene Ontology annotation, cellular component: endoplasmic reticulum membrane. Lineage: Eukaryota; Viridiplantae; Streptophyta; Magnoliopsida; Solanales; Convolvulaceae. Gene Ontology annotation, biological process: GPI anchor biosynthetic process. The coding region runs from base 219 to 1280 and encodes 353 amino acids. The transcript is spliced from 6 exons.
CAUCUAAAUUCUUAAAUCUGUGUAUCUGUGAUCUGUUGCUCCUCAAACUCGGCCAAAUUUGACGGUCGACGACGAAGCGUCGGCGACGCCGCCGCCGCCUCCCCUGCGAAUCUUCGAAGAAGACGACAGCCGCCGCCGCCGCCUCCAGCAGACGACGACGACGCCCUCCCCUGCGAAUCUGCGAAGAAGACGACAGCCGACGCCGCCGCCUCCAGCCGAUGCCGACGCCGUUCUCCCCUGCGAAUCUGCGAAGAAGACAACAGCAUAUGCCGCCGCUUCCUGCCGCCUCCUCCUCCAGUCCUCCCAUGCGAAUGCAAAUCUGGGGCUUAAGUUCGGUGAAAGAUAAAUCUGUCAAACUAAAGCAAGUGAAACAGAUCAUCGCGUUGAACUCAGUAUAUGCAAUGAGAAUUCAAGAUCUUCUCAGGCAAUGCUUUAUUAUAUACAUCACAUUGGUGCUAAUUUCCAACACAGUUUCAUGUCUCCACAAGGUGGCUCCUUCUCAUAAAAAAUAUAUUGCAGAUUCGUACUUUAAGGAACACAAUAGCUUGACAGAUUCAAAAUUUGAAGAUUAUAUUGCCCAAGAAAUUGCUUAUGGAUCAUGUGAGUUGUUGGAAGAACUCAAAGUUGGGACGAAGAUUAUAUCCUUGCAUCAAAAACUGAUUGGUGAAGGCUCACAUCGUCAUCUAUCAUUAUCAAUCAGGUUGGAGAGUUUGCUUGAGUCCAAAUCUGGAUCUCAAGAAUUUUGUGAGGCUAUAAUCAUUGAAAGACUACCUUCUGGAGUCUUUGCAGAUUUAUUUGAGCUGCAACAUUUGGUGCAGCGUGGUGUAUUCACUGAAGCUGGUGUAUUUGGAGACACAAAUUUAGAAUUGCCUUCAUUUCGGUCAAAUCGAUCAUUGAUUGAGGUUCACUUGGAUAUGGGCUCUAAAUUAUUGUCAAGGCACAAAGAUGAAGUAGAAUUUAAAAUUGAGCUUCCACUACACGCACGUUAUCAGCCACUAGGACACGGCUUUUCAAGGGUUGAAUUUUGCCCGCCCGAUGUAUUCAUGCAGUGUAGCCUUGAAAGAAAAACCAUGGAGAAAUGUUUGUUUCCAUUAAGCUACCGCAAUGGCGAAUCUAAAGCUGAUGAGGUUGUGUGGGAAAUACCUUGUGGAGACAAAGAACAUGCAGGAAUUGUAUCGGCUAUUACUUUCAUGUCAGCUAUUCUAUCAGCUCUUCUAAUUAUCCUUGUAUCUAUUUACUAUUCUGGUAGUAAUGAUUGUCCUGACUUGAAACAAUUGUGAAAUGUGGUUAGAUUAGAUUGUUGUGCUGGUUAAAUGCAAAUUGAAUAUAACCGCAUAAUUUUUUUUCAUCCAUGGCUAAUGAAGGGCGUGCAAAUGAUUUUGUUUUUU